GCUGAAUUGGAAGUAGAGUAUGGCGUGUGAAGAGGCAAGUGCAUAUGCCUGUCUCAAUUUUGAAUAUGUUAGACAUAGGGAGUGUAUAUUUGACGUUUGACUGAAAAUCAAUUGGACGUCAGUCAAGUUUUCCAACCAAUAAAGAACGACACUUGUAUGUAUUUGUGUGUCCCUUUUUUGUGCAUCUCCGCUGUGUGUAUGUCAUCAGGAGAAAGGCCAAUCCUAAUCGGGUUGGAACUAGACCCGGUUUCAAACAUAUGUGAGCUACAACUAUCGCAAUACCACAUCCAAGAAAAAGCCUACUGAUCCAUCAACGUACCCUCUGUAGGUCUUGCAUCAACGUACAGCCUACUUACAGUCUUUUGGGAGAAAAACACAGUGAUAAGUAGACUGCCAUUAGAGUCUGCUGGUAACUUGCAGUCUACUCACAGUGAUAUCUUAAAAGUUAAAGACUAGAUACACAAAACUUACAGUCAAAUUAGAACUGGAACUUCUACAAUUAUAGUGUAUUUACGCAUAAUUUACACUCAUAUUGUGUGAUUAUUACAGUGACAUUAUGACCGGAACUUGUCGAGUCUCAAAGACACCCAUUUGCAGCGCCGAGUCAUGAGUUGGUAUGUAUGUACGCGGGUUGGACUGGACCCAUUUGCAUUCUAUGACAAGCAGGUGUAAAACUUUGAAAUUAUAGUAAGAAAACCUUGCAAGUAUAGUACCUCGUGCCAUCUACGGAUUAUAGACACAAUUGAACCAACAUACACACUGCCUAUCAUACAGAUGACCACACAUUGAACCAACAUACGCACUGCGCUAUCCAUAGUGUGAGCAGUUUAACAUCUCUCUAAUGCAAAAAAGCCUUCUUCUUCAUCAUUGUUAAUUCACAGUCUGAAAGAAAGGAUCAAACAAGAAUUAGACCAAUCAUUAAGAUAUACAUCACAAAGGGAAGCAAUUAACACUGAGCCAAAAAGCUGAAAAUACAUAGUACAAGAGACAGUGAAUGAUCUAGACGAGCACAGUAAAUUAGGCAACCUGGAGCCAAAAGUACAACUAAAAAAAGACUGGAAAUCAUGAACCUCUUUACUGUAAAUUUGAAGUAUAAAAAAUAGAAUUGCUUACAUCAUCAAAGAAAUUAGUAACAAGAAGUCUAGAACUUAUCCACCCUGUUGAACUCACAGAAAAACUAUCAUUAGCAUACUUCUGUCCUUAAGUUCGGAAUGUCAGCGCUUGAAAAUUGGUUAACAACUUGAGUCCUUGCAGUCCAUACUUCCAUAAUCUUGAAUAUAAAGACACCGCAAUUGUGUGCCUGGUUUCACAUGAAUAAAGGAAGAAAAAAAAAAGAUACCAACAUGGGAGUAAUAAAAGCAUCCCAGAAUCCUAUAAAGUGUGUAAUCCGUUCGAAUAAAAGAAAAUACCAGAGAUAAAUCUUAAAAGAUAACAACACAGUGCCUUCAAAAGGGAAACAAAUUUAGAAGCAAAUUGAUUAAAAAUGUACUAGCAAAUCACUAAACUGCAAGUGAAAUUCAGAAUGCUCAUUAAAAGAUGGAUCAAGGAAAGCAAAGGCUCUUCCCUUCAAACAAACAAAGAAACAAAACCAAUGUUUUCGAACGGUUAUGGGGAAGUACAGCUGCAACUAGGAAGAGUAAUAUGAAGAAAAAUGUAUAUAUUGUAAAUGAGAAAUAAAAAAAGAAAUGGCAAAGACAAACACCAAAAAAGAAGGCAGAAAUUAAAUUACUUACAUGGAGGAAAUGAGAAAUAAAAAGAAAGGGCAAAGACAAACACCAACAAGGAACCAUGAAGUCAGAAAUCCUUCAAUUCCAAUUGGGGAAAAGACGGACACCAAAGCCGCAACAACUAAUCGGGGGAGAACCAUGGAAGAUCAUACAAGAGACGAUCCACAGGCUGAAAGUCCUUCAAUUCCAAUGUCUUUGCUCAUGCCUAGUGCAUUUCUUUGAGAUCUAGAACCUGUAAAAUCACAAGAAUGAAAAGCAGAGAUCGCAAAUUCUUUCCAUUUGACAGAGUGUAUUGCACAGAUCACUCUAGUUAAAAAUCAAAGAAACUGGUCAGUUUUGUUUCAAAAGCACCAGGGCAAAAGAAGCUAAAAUUUACAAUAGCAAAACAAUACUGAAAUUACUAUUAUCAAGUUGCUGAAAUUACUAGACAAGCAGAAAUUCCUGUUCCUGUGCACACCAAAGUUUCUGACCUAAAAAGCACGGACACGGCAGGAAUUGCCGAUUGGCCGUGUCGACACGGCGGGAUACGGCUGGAUACGCGUAUCCCCCAGUAUCCCCUGAUUUUCGAUUAAAAAGAAAGAAAAAAGCCCAGGGACACGGCGGGACACGUACGUGACACGGAUGGGAUACGGCCCAGCCCAAAAACAGCCAUGGCCCAAAACGAAACCCUAUUUUUGCAGGAAUCGCACGCAGCUCUCCAAACAACAACGAGGGACUCCCAGGUCCCAGUCUCUUCUGGAUCGAAGCCGCCACCUCCUGGAACGAAGCCGCCGCCGCCGCCGCCGGCGACGCUUGGAUCCGACCGGCCACCACACCCCCACACCAGGAGGCAGCAGCCUCUUCUCCUGACGGCAGAGCAUGGCAUCUGGGAGUGGCACAGCUGGGUUAUGUCUUCAACUCUUCUAAUCUUCUUUACUGUUCGAUGUGUUUUGCAAGAUGCAACUUGCAAUGACAUGGGGGGACAAGAAUCAAUCAAGCACUUGAUAAAAGAGACACAACCGAAUGGGGGCAGUAAGUUGAUGGAGCCCAACGCCGACAAGCUACGCGGUCUUCGCAUCACCUCCCUCGACGAUGAAGAUGAUGAUGAGAUAGAACUGCCCGCGACCGUGGCUGCGGCGGCCUCGGGCUAUGAUGACGAUGACGAGGACGAAGAUGAAGAAGCGGAAGUGAUGCUUGGUUUCCUGGAGAAGCCGAAGCAUCCAGGCCUCCUCCGCCACCUCUUUCCUAGCAAGGCCGGAGGCAUCCCGGCGUGGUUGGAUCCCGUGAACUUGCCCUCGGGGAACUCCAGCUGCUGUGGCUUCUGCGGCGAGCCCCUGCACUUUGUCCUCCAGAUUUAUGCUCCUAUUGAGAGCAAUGCAGCAGCAUUCCACCGCACUCUCUUCAUGUUCAUGUGCCCGUCGAUGGCAUGCUUGCACCGAGACCAGCACGAACAGUGGACACGCAACCAAGGCAAUCCUCGUAGAAGCGUGAGGGUUUUCCGGUGCCAGCUGCCUCGUACCAACGUGUUCUACUCAAGUAAACCUCCAAGUCACAAUAACUCUGACAAGCCACUAUGUGCCGGAGCUGCUCUCUGUCAUUGGUGUGGUACAUGGAAAGGGGAUAAAAUAUGUGGUGGCUGCAAGAAAUCACGUUACUGUUCUGAGAAACAUCAGGCACUGCACUGGCGCUCUGGUCAUAAAAAUGAUUGCCUACAGAUAAUCAAUUCUUCUGAAGCUUCAAGUUCUGUGCUGCCAGCUGUAGGAAAAGUUCCAGCUAGGACUUCUUGGCCGGAAUAUCAGAUAGCAAUUGACGAUGAAGUUGAUUUGGAUUCUGAUGGUUGUGAUGAAAACAGCUCAAAAUCCUUGGUGAUGCAAAAGCAUGGUAAACCAGAUGAUACAAUGCAGUCAUGGAUGGAUCAAUUUGAGGCUGAUGCUGACAACCAAUGCUGGGCAUAUUUUCAAGAGCGUAUCUCAAGAGCACCAGAGCAAGUAUUGAGAUACUGUCGAGAUCCAAAUGUAAAACCUCUGUGGGCUUUAUCAGCUGGGCGUCCAUCAAAUCCUGACAUCCCUUCAUGUAGCUACUGUAAAGGUCCACUAUGCUAUGAAUUUCAGAUAAUGCCACAAUUGCUUUAUUACUUUGGUGUGAGAAAUGAACCAGACUCUCUUGAUUGGGCAACAAUUGUUGUGUACACAUGUAAAGGAUCAUGUGAUCAAAGUACUAGCUACAAGGAAGAAUUUGCAUGGGUUCAGUUAUAUCCUACAUCAAUCUCAAGGCCGUAGUAAUGUUUACCUGUUCCACAGAGUGGUGUCUGGGAGUUGGGAACUUGAAAGUGACGGUCUACCUUGCAUUUCAAUCUGAAGACAGGCGUUCCAAGCCAGAUAGAUCUUUUUUUAGAUGUCAACUUCAAUGCAGGGCCAUGGUCCCAAUUCGCUCGCUACAUUGGGCUUGGUCUAGUAUUUAGCCACUGGGGCCAUCUAGAGCAUUUGAUGUGAAAUAGUUGUGGUCGCCAGCAUUGCCUGUUCAGUGUGCAUCUUUAUUUCGUUAUAUAGGAUUCUUCGUCUCUUUAUGUGGACACCUUGGACGGUUUUGGGGAUUACUCGUUAGGGUUCUGGUCUA
This is a messenger RNA of Triticum aestivum (bread wheat), 4322 nucleotides long. Its product is annotated as programmed cell death protein 2. The transcript is spliced from 13 exons. Lineage: Eukaryota; Viridiplantae; Streptophyta; Magnoliopsida; Poales; Poaceae. The coding region runs from base 2378 to 3985 and encodes 535 amino acids. Gene Ontology annotation, cellular component: cytoplasm. The record is from RefSeq and is a predicted model, not a curated record.